AUGGCAUCGGGCGAAAAGGACUACUACAAUGAGAAGAAUCUCGGUCCCGCCGUCGUCGAGCCUGCUCAAGUUGGUCACGUGUCCAACUUCAGGAGACGCUUGCCGCACUUCAGCCUUGAGGUUCGUCAAGAGGAGAGCAGCUUUGCCGUUACAAAGAGCGCCUCCAACGCCGAUUUCGACCCGAUUCCUCCAUCAAAGCGCACAUGGAACUGGGGGGCGUACAUCGCCUACUGGAUGGCCGAUGCGUGGGCCGUCUCAAAUUGGGAAGUUGCUUCUUCGAUGAUUGCCGUCGGCCUCAGCUGGAGAAUGGCCAUCGGCGCCUGUGUCCUGGGUAACUCUAUCAUGGGUCUUGUCAUCACCGUCAACGGCAGAAUGGGUGCCAUUCUUCACACUCCGUUCCCCGUUCUGUCCCGCAUGCCAUUUGGUUACUACUUCAGCUACUUCGUUGUCUUGUCCCGCUGCGUCCUCGCCAUCGUCUGGCUCGGUGUCCAAACGACGACUGGCGGUCAAUGUAUGACCGUCUUACUCACAGCAAUUUGGCCGAGUUUUGCAAAUAUCCCCAAUCACAUACCUGCUGAUGAGGGCAUCACCACGGGAGGAAUGAUUGGCUUUUUGCUCUACUUUCUGCUUCAGCUGCCCUUCCUAUGCAUACCUUACACUAAGGUCCAAUACUUCUUCGCCUUCAAGAGCAUUAUUGCGCCCAUAAUUUUCUUUGCCAUCUUCGGUGACACGCUACGCAGAGCCGGCGGCACCAUCAGUAAUAGCACGGUCAUCACACGGGGCAAUCAGAUCGGCGGUUCAGUACUUGCGUGGGCCUUUUUCGGCAAUCUCAACGGAGUGCUGGGCAACUACGCCACCUUGGGCCUGAACAUAGCCGACUUUUCGAGGUACGCCAACAAACCCAGCGCUCAGAACGUCCAAGCCAUCGUCAUACCCUUCAUCUUCACUAUCGUUGGCCUGCUUGGCAUCUUCACCGCUGCGGCCGCUCAGUCAGCAUAUGGCCAUGUCAUCUGGAACCCUAUCGAAAUCAUCAAUCUCUGGAUGGAGUCUGGAUCUCAUGGCGGCCGUGCCGCUGCCGCCUUUGGUGCCAUCGGCUUGAUCAUCGUCACCCUCGGCAUCAACAUCUCGGCGAAUUCCAUAAGCGCUGCCAACGACCUCAUGUCUUUCUGUCCCAAGUACAUUAACAUCCGCCGUGGUCAACUGCUGGCCGCUGUUAUUGGUAGCUGGGCCUUUGUUCCGUGGAAAAUUCUCGCAUCGGCUGCAAAAUUCCUUGCUUUCCUCGGCGGCUACACCAUUUUCCUGGGACCCAUGACAUCCAUUCUGAUGUGCGAUUACUUCAUCGUCCGACGCGGUAAUGUGUCCGUGCCAGACAUGUACAACUUCGACGGCAUCUAUCGCUACUCGCCCAAGUUCGCCACGAAUUGGCGUGCCGUUGUCGCCUUUUUCAUCGGCUGCAUUCCCCCACUGCCCGGCUUUGUCAACAACAUCGUCGUGGCGGGUAAUGGCAAGACCGGCGUCUCUUUGGGCGGUCAACACCUUUUCUCCAUCGGCUAUGUCUACUCCUUUGUCGCAGCCGGCGUCUUCUACUGGAUCUUCAAUCGCUUCUUCCCGCACACCGAGUCUAUGAUGGACCACCCGAAUACGGGAGAAGACAUCAUCGCGGCCAACGAUGCCAAGAACCUUGCGGAGCGUCGUGCCAGCGAGAGCGAGCGUCGGCCAAGUGCGGUUACUCGGUUCUUCCAAGUUUAG
Molecule: messenger RNA, 1749 nt
Organism: Cladophialophora yegresii CBS 114405
Lineage: Eukaryota; Fungi; Ascomycota; Eurotiomycetes; Chaetothyriales; Herpotrichiellaceae
Exons: 11
Coding region: 1-1749 (582 amino acids)
Biological process (GO): nucleobase transport; transmembrane transport
Cellular component (GO): plasma membrane
Molecular function (GO): nucleobase transmembrane transporter activity
Source: RefSeq, a predicted model, not a curated record